AUGUCCAAGCGACUAGCCUCGGAGGCUCUCGAAGAAGCCCUCAAUGCAGACUCGCCGGCCUCCAAGAAAUCAAGACUAGGCGAGCCCGACAGCAGCCCCGCUGCCGACCAAGAGCAGAACGGUGCAGGGACAAACGGGCGACACGACAACGACGAUGACGGCGACGACGGCGACGGAGAGGAAAUAGUGGACUCGGACCUCGACGACCUUCCAGAGGAGAAGGCACCGAUCCGCCAGUCGGCGCCGACGGCAGGGUACGACGACCUAUACCUGGACACGAUAGACCGCGGCGCGCUGGACUUUGACUUUGAGAAGCUGUGCAGCAUCUCGCUGUCCAAUAUCAACGUGUACGCGUGCCUGGUGUGCGGCAAGUACUUCCAGGGGCGGGGCCCAAAGUCGCACGCGUACUUCCACGCGCUCGAAGAGAACCACCACGUGCUCAUCAACAUGGAGACGCAGAAGGUAUACGUGCUCCCUGAGGGCUACGAGGUUAAGAGCAGGAGCUUGGACGAUAUCAAGUACGUGUCGGACCCGCGGUACACAAAGGCGGAGGUGGCGGGCAUCGACCGCAGGCCUAGGACGAGCUUGACCAUCGGCGGGCGCGAGUACGUGCCCGGGUUUGUGGGCAUGAACAACAUCAAGGAGAACGAUUACCUCAACGUCGUUGUGCAGGCGCUGUCACACGUGGCCCCGCUGCGCAACUUUUUCUUGCUUGAGGACUUCAGCGGGAGCAAGUCGGAGCUGGCCAAGAGGACGAGCAUCCUCUUCAGGAAGAUCUGGAACCCGCGCGCCUUCAAGUCGCACGUCAGCCCCCACGAGCUGCUCCAGGAGGUCUCGCUGCGCUCCAGCAAGCGCUUCACCCUGACGCAGCAGUCAGACCCCGUCGAGUUCCUGUCGUGGUUCCUCAACAAUCUCCACCUCAGCCUCGGCGGCAGCAAGACCAAGCCCGGCUCCAGCAUGGUGCAGCGCGUCUUCCAGGGCAGGCUCAAGGUCGAGUCGCAGGCCAUCACCGCCAAGGCCGACGUCGGCGACCGCCUGCGCUUCGAGGAGGCCGCCGAGGUCAAGGUCGAUGCCAGCCGCUUCCUCCUGCUCACCCUCGACCUGCCCGCCGCGCCCCUCUUCCAGGACGAGCAGCAGCGCAACAUCAUCCCCCAGGUCCCGCUGACCACCAUCCUCUCCAAGUACGACGGCCGUUCUGCCCAGGAGCACCUCGCCCACAGGCGCCGCUACCGCCUCAUGCACCCGCUGCCCCCCUACCUGAUCCUCCACAUCAAGCGCUUCAGCCAGAACAAGUUCGUGUCCGAGCGCAACCCGACCAUCGUGACCUUUAACGCCCGCGACCUCGACGUAUCCCCGUAUGUCGAGCCCGACCCGGCCGUCCACCCGUCGGGCGAGCCCAUCUGGUACGACCUCGUGGCCAACGUGGUGCACGAGGCUGUACGCCUGAGGGAGGACGUUGCGGAUACCGGCGAGGAGCGCAAGACGUGGAAGGUCCAGCUGCUCGACAAGGCCAGGGGCGAGUGGGUUGUCUGCCAGGACUUAUUCGUCGACAAGAUACAGCGGGAGCUGCUGUGCAUGGGCGAGUCCUAUCUGCAGGUAUGGGAGAGGAGGAGGGAGCCCGGCGGGAAGGCAAAACAGGGCAGCAGCAGGGCGUGAUCUUGGUGGUGGCAUUCACUCAAGUUACCGUCAAUAUUAUGAAAUGAAAAGAAAGAAAGAAAUGAAACCG
Molecule: messenger RNA, 1726 nt
Organism: Cryphonectria parasitica EP155
Lineage: Eukaryota; Fungi; Ascomycota; Sordariomycetes; Diaporthales; Cryphonectriaceae
Exons: 2
Coding region: 1-1656 (551 amino acids)
Biological process (GO): mRNA processing; protein deubiquitination; spliceosomal complex assembly
Molecular function (GO): zinc ion binding; cysteine-type deubiquitinase activity
Source: RefSeq, a predicted model, not a curated record